AUGAGAUUGGCAUCGAUAGCUGCUGUAUGCGCUUCCGCCAUUGGCGUCUCAGCUCAACAACAAGUCCUCAGCCAGCAGUCGAGACCGCCAAACAUCGUCUUCGUUUUGACCGACGAUCAAGAUGUCCAUCUCUCAUCUCUUGAAUACAUGCCACUGGUUAAAAAACACUUGAUCGACAAGGGAACCUACUUCGACAAACACUACUGCACCACUGCGGUAUGCUGUCCAGCCCGAGUCACUCUGAUGACGGGCAAAGCUGCACACAACACAAACAUCACAGACGUCAACCCACCUUACGGUGGCUAUCCUAAAUUUGUCAAACAAGGCUUCAAUUCGGCAUAUUUACCCGUAUGGUUGCAGGAAGCUGGCUACAAUGUCUACUACACUGGCAAGUUGUUCAAUGCCCACAAUGUGGACAACUACAAUACACCAUACCCAGCUGGAUUCACAAGCCAUGAUUUCCUUCUGGAUCCAUACACAUACAACUACAUGAACAGUUCUUUCCAACGCAACAAAGACCCACCUCAAAGCCACGAGGGCGAGUAUGUCACAGAUGUAUUAGCUCAAAAGGCAUAUGGUCUUCUCGAUGAAGCCGUAGAUGCAAAGAAGCCCUUCUUCCUCAUGAUUGCACCGAGUGCCCCUCAUGCCGAUAUUCAGAAUAACAGCGGCUCACUCACCUUUGACGCGCCCAUCUCAGCACCCCGACACGCCGAUCUAUUCGAAGAUGUCAAAGUGCCCAGAACAGCGAACUUCAACCCAGAAAUGCCCUCUGGGGCAAACUGGAUUCGCUCACUUGAAAGACAAAACACUACGAACGUAGACUGGAAUGACCACUUUUACCGCCAACGCCUGCGCGCCCUCCAAGCCGUCGAUGAACUAGUCGAUAAACUGUUUUCACGCCUAGAGUCGCUUGACCUUCUCCAUAACACAUACAUCAUCUACAGCAGCGACAACGGCUUCCACAUCGGCAACCACCGCAUGCAACCUGGAAAAUCGACGGGCUGCGAGGAAGACAUCAACAUCNCUCUAAUCGUCCGCGGCCCCAACGUGCCUAUCAACCAAACCACGCAGCUCGUAACCAGCCACACAGACAUUGCUGCCACCAUAUUUUCACUGCUGGGUAUACCUUUACGCGAGGACUUUGACGGAAAACCCAUUCCUGUAACUCACGUAGCCAUCGAAGCAGAAGAAAACAAAAGACGCGAGCACGUACAGAUCGAGUACUGGGGUUUUGCUGGUGGCGAAGGCAUUUAUGAUCGCAGACUACACCAAAACAACACUUUUAAAGGCAUUAGGAUUGUUGCAGAGGGCUACAAUCUCUACUACCAGGUAUGGUGUACUAACGAACACGAACUCUACGAUAUGAGCAGCGAUCCAGGACAAAUGAAUAAUCUACUGGAAGAUGGUGGUAAGGUGGAUUCAGUGUUCGGAUACUCGCUGGAAAAAGUGGUGCAGAGAUUGGAUGCCCUACUCAUGGUGCAAAAAUCUUGUAGGGGAAAAGAUUGUAGAGAGCCCUGGAGGUCGUUGCAUCUAGAUGGUUCAGUGCAGAGUCUGAGGGAUGCAAUGGCCGAGCGGUACGACAAGUUCUAUAAAGGACAGGUCAAAGUGCAGUGGGAUUAUUGUCACAAUGGCUAUGUUCCAGAAGCUGAGGGACCGAUGUUUGAAGAUGAAGGAUCAGCAUUUAGCGGCGAGGGCUUCAUGUGGCCCGAUUGGAUUUGA
This is a messenger RNA of Aureobasidium vineae, 1719 nucleotides long. NCBI's taxonomy places the organism in Eukaryota, Fungi, Ascomycota, Dothideomycetes, Dothideales, Saccotheciaceae. The record is from the annotation of a GenBank genome assembly.